AUGACGAUAUCCAAUGAUUUAGAUUAUUGUUUAACGCAGUUAUUGGACUUCAAACCGGCCAAGCUACUACCUGAAGAAACAAUCCAAUCUAUUUGUCAUGACUUGAAAGUUCAAUUAUUAGAAACUCCCAAUAUAAUGACAAUAUCUAGUCCUAUAACAUUAGUAGGUGAUAUUCAUGGUCAAUUUCAUGAUUUACUUGAAAUCUUUAAAAUUGGAGGUCUGCCUCCUCAUACGAACUAUCUUUUCUUGGGGGAUUAUGUGGAUAGAGGUUAUUAUUCUAUUGAAACUAUCUGUUUAUUAAUAUUAUUGAAAUUAAGGUAUCCCAAUCGAAUUUUUUUAAUCAGAGGGAAUCAUGAAUCCAGAACAAUCACCACCAAUUACGGAUUUUACUCUGAAGUAUUAAACAAAUAUAAUGGUAGUUCAAGAGUAUGGCAAUAUAUUACGGAUUUGUUUGAUUAUCUCCCGUUAGGAGCUGUUAUAGACAAUAAGAUUUUUGCAACUCAUGGAGGAUUAUCACCCAGUUGUCAAAUAUUAGAUCAAAUACGAACAGUUGAUAGAUUUAGAGAAAUCCCUCAUGAUGGAAUAAUGGCAGAUUUAGUGUGGUCAGAUCCUGAUCUUGAGAUUCGUGAUUUUAAGUUAAGUCCAAGAGGGGCAGGUUAUCUUUUUGGCGCUGAAGUUAUGAAUAAAUUCUGCCAUGAGAACGAUGUUGUACAAUUGAUAAGAGCCCAUCAAUUGUGUAACGAAGGUUAUGUCAAUUAUUGGGAAGGCAAAUGUUUAACCGUUUGGUCUGCUCCUAAUUAUUGUUAUAGAUGUGGUAAUAAAGCUAGUGUUUUGGAAAUCCUUCACACUAAUUAUGGUAAGAACAGUUUUCAAAAAGAUCUGGUCGAUGGUCAAAUCUUUAAUGUUUUCGAAGCAUCUCCUGAAAAUGAUGACGAUACGAUAAAUGGUAAAUCGGUUAAUGGUAAUGAUAAUGUUGAUAGUUUUUAUAAAUCAAAAUCAGUGGAUUAUUUUUUAUAG
Molecule: messenger RNA, 1017 nt
Organism: Yamadazyma jaroonii
Lineage: Eukaryota; Fungi; Ascomycota; Pichiomycetes; Serinales; Debaryomycetaceae
Source: the annotation of a GenBank genome assembly